AUAUACACAUCAAAUUUAUAACUCCCUUUAAACAUCUCAAGCGCCUAGUUGUCUAUCAAUGUUUAAGCAAUAAUCCCAAUAUGCCUAUGGCUGGGACAAAUUUUUCAGAUUUUUCUUUAUUUUAUAAUUAUGAUGCUCCCCGAUAUUUAAUAUAUUCUCAACUUAUAAAAGAAGAAGAUCACCCUGAGAAAUUUUUAUUAUACAUAAGUUACGAUGUUAAAAUAACUGUUGAGUCGCCGCAUCCGAUUAAGUGCCAAUCUGGGUCUCAUUCACUCAAUUUUCAAAGCAAUAUUUGCAUUUAUACUGAACGCGCACAAUACCAAAAUUCAAUAUACACUCAAUUCAUGAAAUUCAUAAAAUUUUCAUCAUCUGGAUCAGUUAUUGAUGUAGGCAAUCUUAAUGUAACUGACAAACUUGACUUUCAUACAAGUAAAAUUUACUCAACCAUUCCGUUGCCAUAUGGUGGUGUAAUUUUAUUUGACGUUGGUGUUCACCCUCUCAACAAUACAUUCAAUGUGCAAACAUUUGAUUUAGAUACUAUGGUCAAUGGUGAUAUAUUGUAUACUAAUACUUCGACGGCUUGGUUGUUUGGAUUGAGAGACUAUGGUGUUUUUAGUAAUAAUACUAUAUGCAAUUAUUUCAUUAUCGCUAACGACGAUUUUGUGAGAACAUCAAUAUAUCAUGAUCCAGUACUCGGAAUUAAAAAGGGUAUUUGGAUUGUGACGACGCCACAACAAGCGAAUUAUUCUAAAAUUUCUGAAUCUACAGAAGCCCUUUUACGUUUAAAUCAUGAUGGUGCUUCCUAUUUUUCAAGUUAUAAUCAGUCACAAUUGCUUGAUGAUUUGUUACAGCAAAUAAAAUAUAGCAUUCCUUUCAUGGAUGAUCGAUUGAAAAUAACACACAAUGUUCAAUCAGAUCCCUCAGAUCCCUCCAAGCUUCUAAUCGAAUUUUCUAUUGAUAAGGCAACUGAUCCUUUAAAUGAUCCUAGCGUGAAUGAUAUUAUAAAUGAUUUAAAUAUUAUCAUAAAGUCCAAAUACAUCAGUUCUCUUUCUGAUAAAACAUUCAUGACAUUUAUUGAUGAACUGUAUGGAUUCCAAGUCAAAC
Racocetra persica is the source of this 1104-nucleotide messenger RNA. NCBI's taxonomy places the organism in Eukaryota, Fungi, Glomeromycota, Glomeromycetes, Diversisporales, Gigasporaceae. The record is from the annotation of a GenBank genome assembly.